Messenger RNA from Acaulospora morrowiae, 360 nucleotides. NCBI's taxonomy places the organism in Eukaryota, Fungi, Glomeromycota, Glomeromycetes, Diversisporales, Acaulosporaceae. The record is from the annotation of a GenBank genome assembly.
ACUGGUCCAAAUACCGAAUUUCUCAUGGAUAAAUUGUCCACAGUUUUUCAUAACCGUGGAGCCAGUGGAAUUCCAGUAUAUGAAAUUCUUCCUGAUCUAUUUCAAAAUAAUGAUGAUCUUAUUGAAUUUCGCCGCGAGGAUAAAUUUGUGAAAUACUGUGACAUCCAAUUAGCAAUUCCAGAGUUUACAUACGUGUUUAGUACUUUAAAGAAUAUGAUAUUGGAAUUUACCAGUAUGAGUUCUGCUAAAUAUGACGAAAUACUCUCGUGCGCAUGCAAGGAACUCCUGAAAUAUAAAACAUCAUUUCAUGUGACAAGGUUUUAUGCCCAAAAACGAACGAAGGAACUUCAAAUUAUCUGA